CACCGGCUGCCUGCUCAGUGCUGAGCCGUUCACGUAUGGCCUGUGCGCGUUCCCGGUUUGGAGAGGUCGGUGCCAUCUCCAUGCUCGCCUAGAGGAAAAGGUGCUUUGUUUCUCAAAGCUAUAAUUCAAGAAAACGGACUAAAUGUAUAGAUGAGCGACCAGCCAUAACCACCAAGCCCAGACAACCAGAACCCUGGUCAGAACCACUUUCUCUCUCCCUGUUGCCGACUGCCGACGCCCUGGGACCCGUCGUCACCAUGGAGACGGUGGUGAUCGUGGCCAUUGGGGUGCUGGCCACCAUCUUCCUAGCCUCCUUCAUUGCCCUGGUGGUGGUGUGUCGACACCGCUACUGCCACCCCCACCACCUGCUGCACCACUUCAACUCCAAGCCCAAUGGACUGACCUGCUGGUUUGAAGCUAUAAGUCUAUGGAUUGAACAGAGCGACUUCACAGCACUAAGACCCAAUGUUGACCUGAUCGGUGCCAUGGAGACCCAGAGUGAGCCGUCUGAGCUGGAGCUGGACGACGUGGUCAUCACCAACCCUCACAUCGAGGCCAUCCUGGAGAACGAGGACUGGAUCGAGGACGCCUCUGGAUUGGUUUCACAUUGUAUCUCCAUCUUAAAGAUCUGCCACACCCUGACUGAAAAGCUGGUUGCCAUGACAAUGGGCUCAGGCGCUAAGGUGAAAGCCCCAGCCAGCCUCAGUGACAUCAUCACUGUGGCUAAACGCAUCAGUCCGAGGGUGGAUGACGUUGUGCGGUCAAUGUACCCUCCACUGGACCCCAUACUUCUUGAUGCCAGGGCCACCGCCCUCCUCCUGUCAGUCAGUCACCUGGUGCUGGUGACACGCAACGCCUGUCACAUGUCUGGCAGCAUGGACUGGAUCGACCAAUCACUGCACGCCGCUGAGGAUCACAUGGUGGUGCUGCGGGAGGCGGCGCUAGCGUCUGAACCGGAACGGAGUCUACCUGGAAUAGACGUGCAGAGAGAGCAGGCUAUCUAGAACACACAGACAUGUACAUACACACAUGCACGCAUACAUUCACAUAGACAUUGGCAAGCAGGCACAUACACUCCUUCUCUAUACAUCAUACAAAUAGACACAUUAAUGCACAUCUCGGGCACAUUCUCACGCAUACACAAUGCUUGAUAAACACACAAUAAAAAAACUCGACACAUUCCCAAUGCUCUUUCCCACUGUUGUUCUGUGCUGAUUUACAUACAGAUGGGUUGCUAGAUAAUAGAAAAGAGCUGGUUUUAGAAAAGGAUGGGUUGCCAGAUCCUUGUGCUAUUUUGCUCUUGAUCCUUUGACUUUUACCAUGUUUCUGGUUUUGUAUAUAGUUAUGUAUAACCAUACUGUAUGUUAUGAUUAGGAUUUAUAUAGAUUUUAUGUUACACUCUCAGACUCAGAUUGUAUUGUAAGUGGAGAGCUCAUUGAGACAGGCUUGUGUGUAGUUGUUGCCAUGGACGACUGCCCCCUUGAUAUUCAUUCCUGGGUGUCUUCCAUCUCCCAGCAGUGAGCUAUAAUCCACCCCGUUAGGAGUGCACAGUCACAUGGAAGCUUAAAUUUAGUCAACUAAUCCAUGUGGGGGAAAACCCUGGACACCCAAUAGGACCAAAGGCCUGGGAAAUACAUGCACACCUACUCAGAGCAAUACACUCUUAUUUAGAGCAAUACACUCUUACUCAGAACAAUACACUCUUACUUAGAGCAAUACACUGAUACUCAGAGCAAAAUACUCUUACUUAGAGCAAUACACUGCUACUCAGAGCAAUACACUCUUACUUAGAGCAAUACACUCUUACUUAGAGCAAUACACUCUUAUUUAGAGCAAUACACUCUUACUCAGAACAAUACACUGCUACUUAGAGCAAUACACUCUUACUCGGAGCAAUACACUCUUACUCAGAGCAAUACACUGCUACUCAGAGCAAUGCACUGCUACUCAGAGCAAUGCACUGCUACUCAGAGCAAUGCACUGCUACUCAGAGCAAUACACUCUUACUUAGAGCAAUACACUCUUACUUAGAGCAAUACACUCUUACUUAGAGCAAUAUACUCUUACUUAGAGAAAUACACACUUAUUCAGAGCAAUACACUGCUACUCAGAGCAAUACACUCUUACUUAGAGCAAUACUCUUCCUCAGAGCAAUACACUGCUACUCAGAGCAAUACACUGAUACUCAGAACAAUACACUCUUACUUAGAGCAAUACACUGCUACUCAGAGCAAUACACUCUUACUUAGAGCAAUACACUCUUACUCAGAGCAAUACACUGCUACUCAGAACAAUACACUCUUACUUAGAGCAAUACACUCUUACUUAGAACAAUACACUCUUACUUAGAGCAAUACACUCUUAUUUUAGAGCAAUACACUCUUACUCAGAACAAUACACUGCUACUUAGAGCAAUGCACUGCUACUUAGAGCAAUACACUCUUACUCAGAGCAAUACACUCUUACUCAGAGCAAUGCACUGCUACUCAGAGCAAUACACUCUUACUUUGAGCAAUACACUCUUACUUUGAGCAAUACACUCUUACUUUGAGCAAUACACUCUUACUUAGAGCAAUACACUCUUACUUAGAGAAAUACACACUUACUUAGAGAAAUACACACUUACUUAGAGAAAUACACACUUACUUAGAGAAAUACACACUUACUCAGAGCAAUGCACUGCUACUCAGAGCAAUGCACUGCUACUCAGAGCAAUACACUGCUACUCAGAACAAUACACUCUUACUUAGAGCAAUACACUCUUACUUAGAACAAUACACUCUUACUUAGAGCAAUACACUCUUAUUUUAGAGCAAUACACUCUUACUCAGAACAAUACACUGCUACUUAGAGCAAUGCACUGCUACUUAGAGCAAUACACUCUUACUCAGAGCAAUACACUCUUACUCAGAGCAAUGCACUGCUACUCAGAGCAAUACACUCUUACUUUGAGCAAUACACUCUUACUUUGAGCAAUACACUCUUACUUUGAGCAAUACACUCUUACUUAGAGCAAUACACUCUUACUUAGAGAAAUACACACUUACUUAGAGAAAUACACACUUACUUAGAGAAAUACACACUUACUCAGAGCAAUGCACUGCUACUCAGAGCAAUGCACUGCUACUCAGAGCAAUACACUGCUACUCAGAACAAUACACUCUUACUUAGAGCAAUACACUCUUACUUAGAACAAUACACUCUUACUUAGAGCAAUACACUCUUAUUUUAGAGCAAUACACUCUUACUCAGAACAAUACACUGCUACUUAGAGCAAUGCACUGCUACUUAGAGCAAUACACUCUUACUCAGAGCAAUACACUCUUACUCAGAGCAAUGCACUGCUACUCAGAGCAAUACACUCUUACUUUGAGCAAUACACUCUUACUUUGAGCAAUACACUCUUACUUUGAGCAAUACACUCUUACUUAGAGCAAUACACUCUUACUUAGAGAAAUACACACUUACUUAGAGAAAUACACACUUACUUAGAGAAAUACACACUUACUUAGAGAAAUACACACUUACUCAGAGCAAUGCACUGCUACUCAGAGCAAUGCACUGCUACUCAGAGCAAUGCACUGCUACUCAGAGCAAUGCACUGCUACUCAGAGCAAUGCACUGCUACUCAGAGCAAUACACUCUUACUUUGAGCAAUACACUCUUACUUUGAGCAAUACACUCUUACUUUGAGCAAUACACUCUUACUUUGAGCAAUACACUCUUACUUUGAGCAAUACACUCUUACUUUGAGCAAUACACUCUUACUUAGAGCAAUACACUCUUACUUAGAGAAAUACACUCUUACUUAGAGAAAUACACUCUUACUUAGAGAAAUACACACUUAUUCAGAGCAAUACACUGCUACUCAGAGCAAUACUCUUACUCAGAGCAAUACUCUUACUCAGAGCAAUACACUGAUACUCAGAACAAUACACUCUUACUUAGAGCAAUACACUGCUACUCAGAGCAAUACACUCUUACUUAGAGCAAUACACUCUUACUCAGAGCAAUACACUGCUACUCAGAGCAAUACACUGCUACUUAGAGCAAUACACUCUUACUUAGAGCAAUACACUCUUACUCAGAGCAAUACACUGCUACUUAGAGUAAUACACUGCUACUUAGAGUAAUACACUGCUACUCAGAACAAUACACUAUUACUUAGAGCAAUACACUCUUACUUAGAGCAAUACACUCUUACUCAGAGCAAUACACUGCUACUCAGAGCAAUACACAGCUACUCAGAACAAUACACUCUUACUUAGAGCAAUACACUCUUACUUAGAGCAAUACACUGCUACUCAGAGCAAUACACUGCUACUCAGAACAAUACACUCUUACUUAGAGCAAUACUCUUACUCAGAGCAAUACACUCUUACUUAGAGCAAUACACUCUUACUCAGAGCAAUACACUGCUACUCAGAGCAAUACACUGCUACUCAGAACAAUACACUCUUACUUAGAACAAUACGCUCUUACUUAGAGCAAUACACUCUUACUCAGAGCAAUACACUGCUACUCAGAGCAAUACACUGCUACUCAGAACAAUACACUCUUACUUAGAGCAAUACACUCUUACUCAGAGCAAUACACUGCUACUUAGAGCAAUACACUCUUACUUAGAGCAAUACACUCUUACUCAGAGCAAUACACUGCUACUUAGAGCAAUACACUCUUACUCAGAGCAAUACACUGCUACUUAGAGCAAUACACUGCUACUUAGAACCCGGAGUCAAGACAAGCCUCCCUACCAGCUGAAGGUGUUGGGCGGCUUUUUGCUGACCGGUGGUGCGAUGUUAUUGGAGCAUUGCUAGCUGCCUCUCCAUGCAUGCCUAAUACCGUAGCUUGAACUGAAACCCAAGAGCAGUAAUCACAGUAUAACCCAGCUUUACACACACACUGCCCAGCCCUAACACAGCUCACAGAGCUGCGAACACUGCACCACACACUCAAGCUUACAGAGCAACUGUAACAGAGUUCACACACUGCUAACCUAAGGAGCAACUGUACACAGUGAUACACACACUUACGCAACGAGACAGCGUGGAGACUGUAAACACACACAUUAGAGUUUAUAGGCAAAACUAUAUUGUUAAACACUCGGUCAAGCUUAGAGACAAAUCAGGUGUUUUUUCACUUUUGUCUUUCUGAGAAGAUAUGCCUUUUGUGCCGUUGUCCUUCUUGUAAUUCAAGCUCUGAAAUAAUUCAAGCUCUGAAAUUCAGCCUAAGAGAAGACUGCCAGUAUAACUGCAGCCUACAUCAGAUAAGCAGAGCUCUGUGAUGGAAUGAUAUUGAUUGAGAUGAAACAUGAAGAAAGUGGCCACUUCUUUAUUUUCCUGGUUUCCGUUGUUUAUUACAAUUGAUUGCUUUUGUAUGUAAGCUCUCCUGUGUUUUCUCCUCCCCACCCACCGUCCGUUAGUGAUGUUACCUUAUAUCCUGCCUUUUUCACCUUUCUCUUUUUUUCCUCCAUUGAUUUGUACAGGUAAAUUAAAGUUUCAUAGGAAAAUGUG
This is a messenger RNA of Salvelinus namaycush (lake trout), 5513 nucleotides long. Its product is annotated as transmembrane protein 98-like. Gene Ontology annotation, cellular component: endoplasmic reticulum. The record is from RefSeq and is a predicted model, not a curated record. The coding region runs from base 258 to 1004 and encodes 248 amino acids. NCBI's taxonomy places the organism in Eukaryota, Metazoa, Chordata, Actinopteri, Salmoniformes, Salmonidae. The transcript is spliced from 8 exons.